AUGGGUGGUAUACCAUACAAGUCCCUUGGAUGUGGUAUGUGCAAGAAGCGCAAGAUUAGGUGUGAUCUUGGACAGCCAGAAUGUGCUCGCUGUAUCAAAAAAGGAACUCCCUGUCCUGGUUACGACAAAGGCCGUAACUUUGUCCAUCAUACCAUGGUUACCCGGUUAGAGCACCAAGGCGUCACCCAGCGGCCAAUUGCUCAGCUUGUGGGACACAUUAAGCCUCUUGCGCUGCCUGCUUCUUUUGAUAUGAGUGCUCAAACUCGCACACAGCUCUUCUCUACUUUCUUGAACUCGUUCUUUCCUAUCAAUCUUGGCCAGUUUGGCAAAUCAGAUAGCUGGUACUACCUGAUGACCCGGUUUCCCUCAAUGGCGGGCGAAUCAGAUUUGCUAGAUCGAUCUAUUAUUGCACUUGCAGCUGCAUAUGUGGGGAAAUUGACCAAGGAUAAGCAAUUGAAGCGCCAAGGAGUGGAACUAUACAAUAAUGCCAUUUGCUUGAUGGCGCGCAGACUCAGCGGUGGGGAUCCCCCGACCCUGGAUGUGCUUUAUGCGGUUACGAUUUUACAUACCAAUGGCCUGAAGAAUUGUUUGACUCAUAUCCAAGGAUCAAGAGCUCUUAUGAGGAACUACAAAUAUGAUCACAGUGAUCAGAUGAUCCGCGCAAUGAUUACCCAACAAAACUGGGCCUCCACAUAUUAUGUUACCGAUAUGUUAUAUCGAAAAGAAUUGGACUGGCAAGCAGCUAGCGAAGCGGAUGGUGACACACCACUCAACGAGCUAUUCCGUCUAAUUGCAGAGACAUCAUUUCUACUGGAUGAUCUAGACCGGAUCGGUCAAUUAGAAUACAUCUACUUGCCAACAGCCUGCGAAGCGCUCCUGCAACGUUGCUAUGAGUUCGAACACAAGCUCCAAAUGCAAUGGCUUGCCGGAAAAGCGCUAGAGCUCGACGGAAAGCCUGUCCCCUGUUUAGCUGAGCAGCUCCAGAGUUCCACCAAGGUCUUACCGUGGGACCCCUGCCUCAAACCCUACGAAUUUGAAUCCUUGGAAACCGCAAAGACAUACCUACUCUUCUGGGUUGCAUCUAUCAUUGUCCGUCGAAUCAUUUAUCAAGUUGAGGGCUUCUUGGCUCCGAAUCCGGAUCCUUCAGCACUAUUAUAUUAUGCAAGUGAGAUCUCGAGGACCGCAGCCUACUGUCUGCAACCGAAGAAUCGAAUGUGCACGGGACAGGUACUCCUGCUUGCGAUUUCACAGGCUAAUAAGGGGUACGUGGACUGCGGACAUGUGGAAGGCUUUUACUGGAGCCAGAAUAUGUACCAGGUUUUACAAGACAGGGGUUUCGAUGUUGCGCCGAUCGUGAGUGAGAUUGAAUGGGCUUCUUGGAAUGAGGCUAGGAUACGAAGGGAGGAUAUGGAGAAUCUUGCCUUCUUAAUACCCCAGAAUGUGUUAUAA
Penicillium malachiteum is the source of this 1449-nucleotide messenger RNA. RefSeq names its product Zn(II)2Cys6 transcription factor domain-containing protein. Gene Ontology annotation, molecular function: zinc ion binding; DNA-binding transcription factor activity, RNA polymerase II-specific. Lineage: Eukaryota; Fungi; Ascomycota; Eurotiomycetes; Eurotiales; Aspergillaceae. Bases 1 to 1449 code for a protein of 482 amino acids. Gene Ontology annotation, biological process: regulation of DNA-templated transcription. The transcript is spliced from 4 exons. The record is from RefSeq and is a predicted model, not a curated record.